Molecule: messenger RNA, 296 nt
Organism: Staurois parvus
Lineage: Eukaryota; Metazoa; Chordata; Amphibia; Anura; Ranidae
Source: the annotation of a GenBank genome assembly
CUGUACCGUGUCCGCAGUCUCUGGCCGUCUCAUGUACGUGUCCGCAGUCUCCGGCCGUCUCCUGCACCGUGUCCGCAGUCUCCGGCCGUCUCCUGUACUGUGUCCGCAGUCUCCUGGCCGUCUCCUGCACCGUGUCCGCAGUCUCCGGCCGUCUCCUGCACCGUGUCCGCAGUCUCCGGCCGUCUCCUGUACGUGUCCGCAGUCUCCGGCCGUCUCCUGUACUACCUCCGCAGUCUCUGGUCAUCUCCUGUAGUACCUCCGCAGUCUCUGGUCAUCUCCUGUACUAUGUGUGCAGU